Messenger RNA from Oikopleura dioica, 1044 nucleotides. The record is from the annotation of a GenBank genome assembly. NCBI's taxonomy places the organism in Eukaryota, Metazoa, Chordata, Appendicularia, Copelata, Oikopleuridae.
AUGACCGGAAAGCCAAAGCGAGCCACAUUCACCAACUACGAAAAGGACUACCUCAAGAAGUACUACGAAAAUGAAGACAAAUACCCGGAUGUUGAAGCUAGACGUGAAAUCGCGAGUCACUUCGACAAGCCGUUGAGGCAGAUAUCUAACUGGUUUAAAAAUGAAAGAGCUGCUACAGGAGAUUCAAAGAAUUGGGUACGACCGUCUUACAAAAAUGGCCGUUUUCGGAAACGAGCAAGGGAAGAUGAGACGUUACUUCACGGGACUACCAGCUCGACUUUACCCGGCCACGAGACUACCGUGAAUGAUACGAUCAACUCAUCCGUCUCAGAAGUGCUUCCAAAACCCAAGAAUCGAAAGAAAGAGCUCAUCGCUAGCUUCAAAGCAGAGAUGUCAUUCGACGGAUUUGAACAAUUGAAGGGAGUGCCAACAUCGACUCCUCGGCCUGAUGUCUCCUUCAAGGAAAUUCUUGGUUCUCUCCCUGCUCUUUCACCGCUCGAUGCGACCUCGCCAACUCAGCCAGAUGAGACUGCAAAUCUUGGAACCAGCGCGCAGGUGGACCAGAUCACCACUAAAGUCGAGAUUUCCGCUCCUGCAACAACCGACCCUUGCCCCGAUGUCGACGUUGAAGCAUUGCCGAUCGGAAAGGAUGAAGCUCCGCUGCCCGUUCUGGAAGCAUCUUUGGUUGCGAAUCAGCUCAAUACCGAACAAAAGUCCAUCCCAGACACUCAAGACAGCGGCGAAGAAGCCCUCUCGUUCAACGACGAUAAAAUCUCGAACGAGUGCGAGGCAAGUGACCCAUCGGAUGAAGCGGACGCCCUGUAUGCACUCCUCGAUGAAAAUAUUCGUCCUUUUCUCAGCUCUCCCCACGAGUCGAUUCACGAGGUGGUCAACUACUUCCCAAUUCCUGGAUUUACGAAUGGAGCCUAUGCCAAGCAGACAACACGAUAUGAAUACUUCUUCCCAGGAUUCCGAGCUCCUAUCACUCCAUUCCCAUUUUCACCACUAUGCUCCAGAGCACUGCCCUAUUAUCCUCAGUUUUAA